Arachis ipaensis is the source of this 1395-nucleotide messenger RNA. RefSeq lists its product as uncharacterized. NCBI's taxonomy places the organism in Eukaryota, Viridiplantae, Streptophyta, Magnoliopsida, Fabales, Fabaceae. The record is from RefSeq and is a predicted model, not a curated record.
AUGAUGUUCUUUAAUGGCCCUAAUAACGAACCUGUUCUUUGCAGAGCUUUCCCUAAUUACCUCGACGGUGCUGCCCUACUUUGGUUUUCAAAAUUACCUGCAGGAUCAAUCUCCUCUUUUGAGGAACUGGCAAAAUCUUUCAUAGAUUACUUCGCUGCAGCACGGAUAUAUGUACACGGAUCGGACUACCUCGGCACCAUUCGCCAAGGUCCUCAUGAAAGCUUGAAAGACUAUCUGACCAGAUUCGCAGAAGCAACCAUGGAGAUACCCGAUCUAGAUCCCGCCGUCCACUUGCAUGCCCUAAAGGCCGGACUCCGACCCGGAAAAUUCAGGGAAACAAUCGCGGUAACCAAGCCGAAGACACUGGAAGAAUUCCGAGAAAGGGCGGCAGGACAAAUGGAGAUUGAAGAACUCCGCGAAGCCAAAAAAACAGAGAAAAAACAACCAAAGAAAGAGGAUGACAGAACCACAAGGUCGGCAAAUGUCAAAGACCCCAGAAAGCCCUUCAGACUGACCCCAAAAUUUGACAACUACACUAAAUUCAACACAAGAAGGGAAAAGAUAAUUAAAGAAAUCCUCAACGCCAAGAUCAUAAAACCACCAGCAAGGGCAGGAAGCUACCAAGAUCAGCGCUUCGUCGACAAAAGUAAACACUGCGCUUUCCAUCAAAAGUAUGGGCACACAACCGACGAGUGCGUGAUAGCCAAAGAUCUAUUAGAAAGAUUGGCUCGGCAAGGCCUCCUAGAUAAGUACAUCGAAGGAAGGAAGCAUAAAGAAAACGAUAGGGACAAGGAAGAACGUCAACAAACCUCGGGAAACAAGGAAGCCAACAAAUGGUCAAACAACAUCCCACCUAAAGGGAUUAUAAACUGCAUAUCCGGAGGAUUCGCCGGCGGAGGAGAAACAACAUCGGCAAGGAAACGUAGCUACCGUACAAUGCUGGCAAUAAAAGGAACAACACUAUACAGCAACAACAAUGUACCCGACCUAGAAAUCACUUUCAACAAGGAGGACAUGUGCUCAGCCGCACCACACUCAGACGACCCAGUGGUAAUCUCCAUCCAAACAGGCGAGCUGUUGGUAAGAAAAGUCCUUCUGGACCCAGGUAGUAGUGUCGAUGUUCUUUUUUAUACUACUUUCUUAAAAAUAAAAAUAUCUGAAAAAAUCAUACAACCCUCAUCCGAAGAAUUAGUCGGAUUCUCUGGAGAAAGAGUGCCAAUUAAGGGUUACAUAUGGCUAAAAACGAUGAUGGGAAAUCACCCAUUAUCACAGAUCAUUGAUAUACAAUACCUCAUAGUUGAUUGCCCUAGUCCCUACAAUAUUAUCCUCGGAAGACCUGCCCUGAACAUGUUCAGGGCAGUAGUUUCAACUUUCCAUCUAUGUGUCAAAUUUUAG